Messenger RNA from Astrephomene gubernaculifera, 1763 nucleotides. NCBI's taxonomy places the organism in Eukaryota, Viridiplantae, Chlorophyta, Chlorophyceae, Chlamydomonadales, Astrephomenaceae. The record is from the annotation of a GenBank genome assembly.
CGCUACAGUUUCGAUACGCGCCAAACCUAUAGAGUCUCACGGCUUUAGGUCUCAUUCAUUCGCACUGGGUGAUAGGCGGGAUGUCCGAACCGAGGAUUGACGUGCUUUGUGAAGUUUGCGGUUACAGUGGAUCUCUUGGCUGGCUUGUGAAGUGUCAAAAUAGUAACAGAUGUGGCUCAGGCCGACAUCUUUACUGCUUAAAUGGACUAGAACAGCAAAACGCCCCCGUCGACUUGAGCGCGUUGGGGCAACUUGAGUGUUCUCUUUGCGUCCAAAGCGCAACCCAGACAGCAGGAAAAGGCACCAAGAGAAACAUCAUAUCAUGUGGCAGCAGCCGUCGUCGCAAGCUGGGCCCAGGGCGACAGCAGCCCCAGGAGCAGGAGCAACCGCCCCAGCAGCCACAACAACAGCCCCAGGAGGAGCAGCAGCCCGCUGACACCACCACCACCACCACCAGCGGCGCAACAGGCGAGGAGGCUCUCGCCGCUGACUUCAGCUUCGUAGAUGCAGCUGUGACUGCAGCCGGAGCAGCAGAGGCUGGUGGUAGAUCCGCUGCUGGUGACAAUGCUGCUGCCAGCGCUAGUAACCCUGCAGCAUCUGAAGCUGCCACGGAUGCUACCAGUACCCAGCAGGAUGGUCGACCUCCCAAGCGCGCACGGAAGGAGGCACUGGCACAGGUGGUCCCUCCCACCUCCACGCAGCAGGCUUCUGGCCCGUCCACAAUGGACACCACCGUCGCUGCUGAUGAUGAUCGGCAGACUGCGCAGCCCGCUGACAGCUUGGCCCACCAGUUUCCUACAGGGCAACCGCAGCAACAGCGGCAAGACCUGCCUCUCUUUAAGAGGCGUGUGCUCGCCAGCAGCCAGUCUCAAGCACCCGGUGACCCAAAGAAGCCCACAGCUGCCACCGCCACUACCAAGGAGCCUGCCGACCAACCCUCCAAGCCCUCCAGGAACAACAGCGCCCUGCACAUUGCUAAGGGGCCGGAAGCGGCACUGGCGGCCUCCGCUGCGGCUGCCGCCUCUGGGCUGCGAGCCUUGGAUGAAUGUGAUGCAUUUGAUGACCUCGCGUCCACACCGCCUCAGCAACGCAAACUACACAAAGGAGCGGCCCCAGCAGCGGUGCCGGCUGCUGCUGCUGCAGAGGCCGGCGGGCAUCAGGCGUUGAAGGGGGAUGGAGCACAAGGCUCUGCAAUGUCAGGUCGGGCCGGGCUUCUGCCGCUGGCAAUGAGGGGUUCUAAUGGCACGGCCCGCACGCCAGCUGCCGGGAAUGACAGACCGGCCGCUGGGCUGGCUGCUGCCCCUGCCACUGGCCGCCUGGCGCAGCAUGCCGUAACGAGGGGCCAUGCGGUCACGGGCUUAAUCCCAAGCAGCACUAAUAACAACAACAACAACAUGAUUGCUGGAACGACAGCGGGUGCAGCUGGUUUAGCUAGUGGCUCCCAGCAGCCUCAGCAGCAGCAGGGUCGUAUGGGCGCUGUUGCUGCUGGCGGGAGGGGGCUGCUGCUUGGUCUAGGUCCUCGCGGCGCUGCUGCUUCCGGGCUGCCUGGUCGUUCUGCGCCCUGGUUGAGUGUCACUGACAAGGCUCUGUCAGGGGGCUUGCCGGCAGCCUCUGCAGCCCUACUUGGGUCGUCGUCCUCCCUUCAGGCCGCUGCUGGGGAGGCAGCACGCAAGGGAGGUCCUAGCAGCGGCACAAUGCAACAGGCGGAGCUCUGGAGUGCUAGAUUCCCCGUUCGCAACAUCCUUUCAACAUCCAAACUGCAG